AUGCCUGAGCCAAAUCAAUUUACUUCGCCUGCUCACAUAUUUCUCGAAGAAGAAGUCUACCGACUCGGCACUUCCCCUGGCCUCCGAUCCCUUCCGCCGGGACCCUCACGCGACUUUGUUGUGAUGAGCUGGGGCCCAAUCAUCUAUCGAACAUGCUAUAAGUCUGACACAAAACACCUCUUACCAAAUUUCCUACGCUAUUUGAACGAUGCGAUUAGCAGAUCGUUAGGCCAAACCCUGACAGGCUCCGAGGAACAACUCCAAAUUUUGAUCAAAACCUACUCGUCAAAACUAUUCAGUGCUCACGAACAUUAUGCAGACCUUAACGAAGAUGGAGUUCGUCAGGCAUUUCAUGAUUACAAAGUGACAUUAUCUAUUCCGGCGACAGAACUCCCGAGCAGGCUCCGCGCAUGCUUGAUGGUUGAUGAUGCGGUGUUUUCGCAAUUAAAAGCUAUUUCGGAUCUGUGCAGCACUAUGGGGAAGGAUAUGGAUCUUUCUCGGUGUUGGGUGAAAGUUGUUGAAGAUAAUUUUCCCGAUUUGAGGCUUGGGGAACGGCCAUAUGUUGUUAAAUCUACGAAGGACAAAUUUGACGGAGAAGACGAUUUUCGAGGGGUGGACUACGGUGGGGCUUUCGGCUCUUGUUGA
Penicillium angulare is the source of this 645-nucleotide messenger RNA. RefSeq lists its product as uncharacterized. The coding region runs from base 1 to 645 and encodes 214 amino acids. The transcript is spliced from 2 exons. NCBI's taxonomy places the organism in Eukaryota, Fungi, Ascomycota, Eurotiomycetes, Eurotiales, Aspergillaceae. The record is from RefSeq and is a predicted model, not a curated record.